CCCAAAUUGAAUCCAUCCUUUUCACCGUAGAUCAGCGGAGGUUUUUCCAUGUCAGCCAUGGCCGCGUGCUCCAGAUGGUUGCUACUCCUCAGUUUCACUUGGCAGGUGCUGGCUGCGCCCAGACGGUUGCUUGAAGAUGAAAUGGUUCUGAGCGCUCAGCAUAGUUUCUCCACCCAGUGGCGCAAGAAGUUCAACAAGGGCGAGGUGGACUAUUGUGGUGAGGCCUAUGCCAGCGACGCGACACUGCACGUGACCUUUGGGCCCUUGGCUGACCUUGUGAAGAAGAAGAUCUUCCUGCCAGAGCCUGCGAUCCUUCACGGACGAGAAUUGAUGAUCAAACCCUUCUGGAACGCCACACAGAAAGUCCUCGGUUUUCGGGACAUGCGCGCCUAUGAGGACGAGGGAGAGUAUGCAUCCACCGCCAUGGUGGUCAACGAUGAUACAGUCGUGGUCUCGGGCCCGUUUAGUUUCAAGUCCGAUCUCGGAGAGGUCAAGGGACAGAUGUUGUCCGAGAUGUGGGUUCGCAAAGAGAAGGAAUGGAAAUUACAGAGCGCCAUGAUGGUCUUUCAGGCUUUGGCCGCCCAAAGUGCGAAUGGUGCCGCUGGUGCCAAGGAGACAACUCCUGCACCCAGCACCAGCCUGCGGGCUGGCAGCACGUCUUUGUCCUCGGAAGAUGUGAACAACACCAUCGUCGCCGCGGACGUGGGUGCCAAAACCGCCGUCUCGGAAGGACAUGGCACCUUUUUGGCCGGGGUCACGAUUUUGGUGGUGGCUUCCGUGGCUGCAGUCAUGGUGCGCCGCGCCAAGAAUCGGCGCGCAGCCGCCAUCUCGGGCUUCGAGUCGAUGCUGGGCUGAGACGAGCGGAUCUCGGGUGUCGCGGUGCGGAUGCUGAGACGACCGUGGGCGAAUUCCAACUGCCAGAUAGACUCUCCAGGUAGAAAUGAACAAGGCCUUGUUGGUUGGGGUUGUACCCGGCCUG
Messenger RNA from Cladocopium goreaui, 979 nucleotides. The record is from the annotation of a GenBank genome assembly. NCBI's taxonomy places the organism in Eukaryota, Dinophyceae, Suessiales, Symbiodiniaceae.